Molecule: messenger RNA, 696 nt
Organism: Biomphalaria glabrata
Lineage: Eukaryota; Metazoa; Mollusca; Gastropoda; Planorbidae
Exons: 3
Coding region: 182-574 (130 amino acids)
Source: RefSeq, a predicted model, not a curated record
UCACAGGUGGUCAAAGCUUUGUUUGGAUGAGUUUUAAUUGACCAUCCGUCUGUUCUCUCUUCACCUCAUGACACCUGCAGAGGAUCACUCCGUAAACAAAAGCUAAUCACUGAUUAGACUCAUUAAACAAACGCAGUCUCACGUUUUUAAGGAAUUAAAAAGAGACAAACUAAGGGAGAGAAUGUUCAAUACAUUACUUGUUGUUUUCAUGGGACUCAUUGUUUGUGGUAGCUGCCAGGAUAAUAAUAACACAUCCUAUUCCUGCCACACGGGCGAUGCUUGCAAUGGCCAUACAAGUAUAAGUAUUAUAAACAACGUGCUCUACUGCUGCAACCCUGGCGACGGUAUUAGCAUUGGAAAUGGCAUCAUUCUGAACAAUGGCGUCUACAUCGGUAAACGAACUGUCAUCAUCAACCAACAGAACCAGCUCAACUGCGUCUGCACCGUGACAGACCCCAAAGAUCUCGAAAAGCUCCAAGAGGUAGAAGGCCAUGUGAACGACAUUCUUCAGUCCGUUGGGCAAAGUUUGAACCAACUGGAGAACUCUUUAAACAAUAUGUUUAAAGAUUUUUAAUUGUUUUCUUUCCGUCUUACUUGUCAUGGGAUUGUUAACAAUUGUAUUGAUAUUGCUUCGGAUUAAUUUCGUUAUUAAAAGUGCCAUAUCUUUCAAAAUAAAAUAUUUAUUAUAAUUUUGAA